AGGGGGAAUGGGCGAUGCCUUGUGGUGGGUUAAUUGGAGCAAGAACUGAAGUGUCGGAGAAGGAGCUGAAGGAUAAAUAAAGACCACUGGUGGUCCAAAUCCUUUCUUUUUCCCUCUUGCUCUCGCCUUUUCCUUCCUCCUCUCUCCAACCUUUCAGCUUGCCAGCUAUUUUCUUCCCAUUAAACACACAUUGACUAAACUCCAAUUGUGAGAUAUACUGACUUACCCAAUUGCCCCUUACCCAAUUGCCCCAUCAUGGCUACCAAGAUCCGACUUAUCCCCAACCUAAACUACAAGAGGUCGGGCACAAAGUCCUACGUGCACCUCUUGCGCAAGUACCGCUUCAAUACAACCAAAGAAGGCCCUUACUUCUUCGCUCCUACCCUUCACCAGGUUGGUCGGGUGUACCAUGACAAGCCUAUCGGUGGCAAGGCACAUGUGCGGCGGGCGCUGAAGAAGCGCACGGUGGGCACUGACCAGGUCGGUGAAGUUAGUGCCGAGGACGUGCAGAACGAUUCAGAGUACCUGGCUCAAGUGAGCAUUGGUACACCUGGGCAGACUGUGAGUCUGGACUUUGACACCGGCUCAGCGGACUUGUGGGUCUGGUCCACUAAGCUCCCCUCUGCCACCAUUUCCGAGUAUGGCAAGAGCCACAACGUCUUCGACCCGUCCAAGUCGAGCACUUUCAAAGAGGAGGAUGGUUACACGUGGCAGAUCUCGUACGGCGACGGCUCCUCUGCGUCGGGUACGGUCGGCACCGACAACGUGGACAUCGGCGGCAUCACCAUCAAGAACCAAGCCGUCGAGCUGGCCGAGAAGAUGUCGACCGAGUUCGCCCAGGGUGCCGGUGACGGACUGCUGGGGUUGGCGUUUGGCAGCAUCAACACCGUCCAGCCCAAGGCCGUCAAGACGCCCGUCGAGAACAUGAUCGCCCAGGAUGACAUUCCGGACUCGUCUGCUCUGUUCACGGCCAAGCUGGGCUCGUGGCGGGAUGCCAACGAGCCCGACAAGGGCGAGUCCUUCUAUACAUUCGGGUUCAUCGACGAUGCCACCGUGCAAUCGUCCGGGCAGGAGAUCUCCUACACGUCUAUCGACAACAGCGAAGGGUUCUGGAUGUUUGAGUCUACUUCCGCCACGGUCAAUGGAAAGACGAUCACGCGCUCCGGAAACAAGGCGAUCGCUGACACUGGCACAACGCUGGCGCUGGUGGACGAUGAAACCUGCCAGGCUAUUUACGAUGCUAUCCCGGGCGCGUACUAUGACAACGAGACCCAAGGUUAUAUCUAUCCCUCCGAUACCACAGAGGACAACCUUCCCGUUGUUUCGUUUGCUGUCGGCGACAAGCAGUUCGUCGUGCAGAAGGAGGAUCUCGGUUUCGCCGAAGCCAAGACUGGAUAUGUCUAUGGUGGAAUCCAGAGCCGUGGCGAUAUGACCUUUGACAUCCUGGGAGACACCUUCUUGAAGGGUAUCUAUGCCGUCUUCGAUGUCGGCAACCUUCGCUUCGGAGCUGUCCAACGCAAGGAGCUGCAGCAGAACCUUUCCGUGCCCUCUGAGUAAUCUUAUUCGACAGAAAGUAUGGGUAUUUCAAUGAUAUCAUGUAUGAGAAGCUUAUGUAUAAUGAGAAAUUGAUUUCAGUGAUAAUUAUCGGCAAUGAG
Aspergillus brunneoviolaceus CBS 621.78 is the source of this 1655-nucleotide messenger RNA. RefSeq names its product pepsin-like aspartic protease. The record is from RefSeq and is a predicted model, not a curated record. Gene Ontology annotation, molecular function: aspartic-type endopeptidase activity. Lineage: Eukaryota; Fungi; Ascomycota; Eurotiomycetes; Eurotiales; Aspergillaceae. The coding region runs from base 256 to 1557 and encodes 433 amino acids. Gene Ontology annotation, biological process: proteolysis. The transcript has 3 exons.